GCAAAACCACACAAGUCGAGCAAACAGUUGCAAUUCUGUCAACAAUAAAACGCGAGGGGGAAUUUGAAGGAAUUAAACUCCUUUCUCUCUUCCCACAAUGGCUGGACCGUGAAAAUCGUCCGUUGCGGAAAGAAGGGGGACAUAUCGCAAGGCUACUGGAAGCCGUUUGCUCGUCCUCGGUGAGAGAUUUGCCACUUGCGCGCGCGGAAGAGCGUAAACGUCUGACACGCUGUUGUAAACGGAGAAAAUAACUACAACAACAAAUGGCCAGGCAGCAAUUUAGUGUGAUCUCGCGGUAAGGCUGUGAGCAGGAUUUGAGGUCUGCACAGGCAGUUCCGCACGGUUUAAGGAUAAUCAGUGUGUCAGUUUGGGCUUUCUUAUGUAAAGCAGCUGUCUUUGAAGGCGGAUCUUUUGGCAGGUUAGUUCAGGACUGAAGCGGAGGAGCUCAGACAGACACAGACUGAGCGCGAGCAACUGUAGACAAGUGUCUGGAGGAAAUAUUUGUCGGUUUACGGAGCGGAUUCAUUCAGUCAUAUUUAUUGCGAUUAAACGACCAGGUGUCUUGCGCUGUGUGAUGGAAACCGGUUGAGUUUGGAUACUUUGCGGAGGAUGAACGUGGAAAGUAGCGCGAGGAGUUGAAGUGAAGUCCGUGAGGGAAGCAGACGGUCAACAUAAUCUCACAGGAGCUUCCGAAGGGUUUGUCAGCCUAUGUGUGGAUUGAACAUAAACGAAAGCCUACAUGUGAAAAUUUUGUGCAAUAUUUUUCCUAAUAUCAAGAUUUUAUACGGAUUUUGCCAGAUAUUUGUGAACUGAACGUUGUUUGAAACACUAUUAUCAACUCAUUUCUGACUGAAAGAAAAACGUGUCAAGUUUUUCUCUGAUGCAGUUUCAUCCUUAAAGUUUUUUUUUUUGGUAAAUCACAAAAAGCAACAAUGAAGCGCCUUCUCUAAGCAAAAAGAUUUCAUAGCUUUUUCUGAAAGACAUCUCUCACUUUUUCCUGCUACAUGAGUUAAUAUACAUUUAAAAUGUUCGGUGCCUCGUUUGGACUGGAUGCUCUCAGCUUUGUGCUGCUGUGCGUGGCUGGAGUUUGUUCUGCUAUCAGUUCCAUAGACCCUGGAGAAGGAAGAUGCCAGGAGAUCGCUAUUCCUCUUUGUAAAGACAUCGGCUACAACUUGACAGUAAUGCCAAACUCAAUGGGACAUGAGGAUCAAAGUGAAGCGGCCAUUAAACUGCACGAGUUUGCGCCGCUGAUCGAGAUCGGCUGCCACAGCCAUCUGAAGUUUUUCUUGUGCUCGAUCUAAGCUCCCAUGUGCACGGAGCAGGUAUCCACACCCAUCUCGGCGUGCCGAGUAAUGUGCGAGCAGGCGAGGCAGAAGUGUUCUCCAAUCAUGGCACAAUUUAGCUUCCAGUGGCCUGACUCGCUGGACUGCUCCAAGCUGCCAAACAAAAAUGACCCCAAUAACCUCUGCAUGGAGGCACCUAACAACGGCACAGAUGAUCCCCCGAAGGGGUCCCACACUCAGCCGCCCGACUCCAGACCCCCUCGUCUGGGCAACAGUCAAGAACUUCCUAUUAAAGAGAGGGUUGGAAAGACGACGUGCAGCAACCCUGGAAAGUUUCAUUAUGUGCAGAAGAGUGAGUCAUGUGCCCCCAAAUGUUACUCCAAUGUCGACGUGUACUGGAGUCAGGGCGACAAGCGUUUCUCUAUGGUGUGGAUCGCCAUCUGGUCCAUACUGUGCUUCAUCUCCAGCGCGUUUACCGUUCUCACCUUCCUCAUCGAUCCACAGCGUUUCAAGUACCCCGAGCGUCCCAUCAUCUUUCUCUCAAUGUCUUACUGUGUGUACUCAGUGGGGUUUCUUGUACGGCUUUUUGUGGGGGUCGAAAACGUGGCCUGCGACCGCGAUACCGGCGUGCAGUACAUCAUCCAGGAGGGCUUGGAGAGCACAGGAUGCACUAUAGUGUUCCUUAUUCUGUAUUAUUUUGGCAUGGCCAGUUCCCUGUGGUGGGUCAUACUUACUCUGACAUGGUUCCUGGCGGCUGGAAAAAAAUGGGGCCAUGAGGCCAUCGAAGCCAACAGCAGCUACUUUCAUCUGGCAGCAUGGGCCAUACCCGCCAUCAAGACAAUCAUGAUUCUGGUAAUGAGGAAGGUGGCAGGAGAUGAGCUCACAGGGGUGUGCUACGUUGGCAGCAUGGACGUCAAAGCCUUGACCGGUUUCGUUCUCAUUCCCCUCUCUUGCUACCUCAUCAUCGGCACUUCCUUUCUGCUCUCAGGGUUCGUGGCACUCUUUCACAUCCGCAAAGUUAUGAAGACCGAGGGAGAGAACACGGAUAAGCUGGAGAAGCUGAUGGUCAGGAUCGGCAUCUUCUCGGUCCUUUACACGGUUCCUGCCACUUGUGUCAUCGCUUGCUAUUUUUACGAGCGACUCAACAUGGAUUACUGGAAGAUCCUUGCAGGUGAGCAGAAGUGCGUUGAGGACGGUAUGAGCGGCGAGGAGUGCGUGAUGAAGACCUCCAUUCCGGCCGUGGAGAUUUUCAUGGUUAAGAUUUUCAUGUUGCUGGUGGUGGGGAUCACCAGCGGCAUGUGGAUCUGGACCUCCAAAACGCUGCAGUCCUGGCAGAACGUUUUCAGCCGCAAACUGAAGAAAAAGACCAGGAGGAAGGCAGCGUGUGUUUUCACGGGCAGCGGACCGUACCUCAAGCCUCAUCCUGCACUGAAAGGACAUAAAACCAAGUACGAACCAGCAGGUCCUCCCGCCACGUGUGUAUGAGCUGGUGCUCUAUACAGCCAAACAAGAAAAUGCUGGACUUGGAGUAAACAAACUGUUUUCUAAAGUCAAGAACCAGCGGAGGACUCGUAUUUCUUUUUAAAAGAUGCUCCCGCGGGUUUUUUUCUAAAUCUGUGUGAAUAUACGAGAUCAAUGUCUGCUUAGGCUUUAGCUCUUAGUGCUUACUAUUUGGGGAAACUUGGCAGACUUUGGAGACUGUUUUCUCGGACAAAGAAAAGGGAGCCGGACCCUGUUGUUGUCAUGACGUUGGGAUGCCUGUAUCAUGUGCAAUAGUUGUUUCCCUUAGUGACAGAGAGAAAUACACUCGGAUACUGUAGGGCUGUGAUUAAAGACAAUGAAAGGACUCAACAAACAAUGGGCAUGAAUGGCUCGGGGAAAAGCGGCUCCUCUGUGGCGUGGUCAUGUGGCUUUUCUAUGAAAAUGAAGGCUGUGUCAUACACAACUGCAUUGACAUUGGAGUGCAGCUGCUCAAUACGGCAUCAGCGGAGAUUGAACUGCCCAUUGUCAAGCCUCUCCUUGGGACAAAGUAAAUCUUUAAGCACUAAAUAUUGCAGACACAAAGAGAAAACUUGUUAUUUGAGUUGUUUUUUACAGUGAGUACAUGACCCCUGGUUUGUUUUGUUAUUCUCCUUUUUAUGCCCCACAGACAUUUGUGUAUAUUUCUAAAGGUUCAUAUUUUAUAAGAAUAAAAACAUUUUAGUUUUAAACAUUUUGAAAUUGAUGCCGUGAUUCACAAAGGAACCUUAUCAUUUGUGUGAAUAUAUGCUUUAAACGUUUUAAACGUUCACAAAGUAGGAAGACUCUUGUCUAAUCUGAUUUUAAAAGCAAGUCUAUUGGGAAUUACUUGACUCACAAGAUUACAUUAAUAUUCUUCAUAAGUCAUAGUUUUCAAAACAUCCUUAAGAUAAAAAAACAUAACCCAAGGCUUAAGAUGUUGGUAUGAUCAGUCCACUAAGUAAAAGUUUUGGUGAUGGUCAUGUUUCUAGUCUUGUACAACUUUCAUAGGAGAUUAAACACUGACUUGAGACAUCAGAGAUCUCAGGUCAAAGGAUACAGGUCUUGUGCUCAUGUGCUUGUAGUUCUGGACUAACACAAUGCUCUACCUAUUGGGCUACAGUAGAAAAAGUAAAUCCCAAAUAUAACAUUUAUCAAAAAUAUGAAUAAAGGCUUUGUUCUCUUCUCUAUACAAAGACUCUUCAGAAAAAGCUCUAGCUUUUAUAUUUCUAUCUCAUUAAAAUUAAUCUAUUCACUUCCAUGUUUCAUUGAUAAACAAUACUGAAGCAAAGUCUUUAAAGUUUGUUUUGUUUUGGUCUCCAGGUUUCGAGGGAUUUUCUCCUCUGUUUUAUUUGUAACAUCAAAAUGGGUCAUUUUUGAAGUAUAUAGCCUUUGAUUUAGCCUUUUGUCUUUUUCACGUUGCAGAGCAGAAUGUUAAAGUCUGUUAUUACAAUCAUAUGUGAGGAUCCUCUAUGCUCAUUUUAUUAAACUUUAUUUUAAGCUAAGCCUCUGUCGAUCAUAAAAGGGAGAUUUGACAAUUCUUGGGGAAUUCACAUUACCCUCAGCUAAUAAACAAAAGGCAUAGGGGGAAAUAAAAAGAAGUUACAUAUUA
Molecule: messenger RNA, 4392 nt
Organism: Triplophysa rosa
Lineage: Eukaryota; Metazoa; Chordata; Actinopteri; Cypriniformes; Nemacheilidae
Gene: fzd10
Product: frizzled class receptor 10
Exons: 1
Biological process (GO): canonical Wnt signaling pathway; non-canonical Wnt signaling pathway
Cellular component (GO): plasma membrane
Molecular function (GO): Wnt-protein binding; Wnt receptor activity
Source: RefSeq, a predicted model, not a curated record